Molecule: messenger RNA, 1366 nt
Organism: Pecten maximus
Lineage: Eukaryota; Metazoa; Mollusca; Bivalvia; Pectinida; Pectinidae
Product: adhesion G protein-coupled receptor B3-like
Exons: 5
Coding region: 1-630 (209 amino acids)
Source: RefSeq, a predicted model, not a curated record
AUGGGAACCAAUGAUUGUACUUUUGAUCAAACAUCUGGAUCUCAUUUCACAAGUGGUUGUCGGCCAAAAGGAGAGUGUUUGCACCACGGUCCAGUGGAGGGAAGAGAUGUCCAUAACCCUACGAGAUCUUUUUCUCAGCCCUGUCAUCAAUGUUGUUCUGAUGACUUCUGUAAUCAGGAAUGCACCAGCCAACAUCAGCAAGCUGGUGGAUCCUGGGGGGCCUGGAGUCCGUGGAGCACGUGUUCGACUAAUACCUGUGGUAGCAGUGGACAUCAGACAAGGACGCGAUCCUGCACAAGUGUCGGAGGAAAUUGCGAAGGUGUAUCAAGCGAAUCCCGCAGCUGUUCACGUGGUGUUUGUUCAAGUUGUGCUGAGAUAUACAACAGCGGGGAACACACAUCGGGUGUGUAUACCAUAGCGCCUGUUGGUCACCAACCCCUGAACGUCGUCUGCAACAUGACAGACGGAGGAGGCUGGACUGUCCUUCAGCAUAGACUACACGGAUCUGUCAGUUUCAAUCAAACUUGGACAGAUUACGUCACUGGUUUCGGUGAUCUACAUGGCGAUUUCUGGUUGGGACUGGAAUAUAUCCACGCGCUAACAUCAAAGUGGGGUCCAUCUCAUCAUUGAUAUGGUUGCCAAACAUGGAGACUUGAUAAGGUACAGCUACGAUCACUUUGAGGUAAAAAAUGCCAGUACCUCCUACCAAUUGCUGGUUGCCAAUGACAACUCCGUGAAUUGCACUUCAUAUUCCAGAUUUAUGUAUAAUAACGGGUCAAAGUUCUCUACCCCUGACAGACAGGGCAUGCAUGGUUGCUCUUCUCAUGGCUCAGGAUGGUGGUUUAAGGAAUGCUCAUAUUUCAACAUCAAUGGAGUAAUUGGCGUUAAUGACAAUAAUUAUGGAAUGGCAGCGUUCUGCCACCCUAACGUGGUUCAGCUGAAGGAAACCAUUAUGAAAAUAAGAUAAUCAGUGUAUAGUCUAUAAAACACACAGAAUAAAUAUUGACUUAAAGAUAUCCAUAAAUGUGUGACAUCUUGAUAACGACACCAUGUCAUUCUAGUUAAUUCACUGUGGAUAAAUGUCCGUACUAGCUUGAUACUGAUGUUGUUUCUCUAUAUGAUGUGGGUUUGGUAACAUGGUUUAAAGAAAAAAAUUCCACGAAAUCGAGGAUAAGUCAAGGACACAGGUAUUCAAUCAAUUAUUAUCAUUAUCAUUAUUCAUUUUUCAAUAUUCAUGAGGUAAAACUAGUCAGAAAUGUUGUUUGUAGACCAGUAAAUCGCUCUCCUGAGGGGGAUAUAUACGUUUUCAUCUGUUCUUGUCUGCUUUUGAAUUCACUGCAAUAAACGGUAUUCCAACCAAAUGCCA